GCAUUCUAACUCACUAUAAUCUUCUUGGUUAUUAUCAUUAUCAUAUUCAGAGUAUAAGAUUUCUUGGUUAUCGUAUUCAAAGCAUAAGAUCAAUGGCAUCAAGUAAAGAAUUCAAGGAAGACAGAGCCGAAGCAGCUGCAAAGCUAGCAGCAAAAGACAUCGGCGAUGUAAACAGAACAAAUGAAAGAGAACAUGGUUACGAUCUUCGGUCUGAAGCACAGUUCAAACAAGCACGAGCUGAAGCAGCUGCGAAACUCGCUGCUAAGGAUCUUGAAGAUGUUAACCGAGCAAGAGAGAGUGGAUUCAAUGCACAAGAGAAGAAACCAGGUGUCAUUGGUUCAAUGUUUAAAGCAGCGAAAGAAGCUGUCAUUGGUAAGAGUAAUGAACCUCAUGAAAAAGUGAGGGAAACUUCAGAUUAUGGUGCAGAGAAAGCGAGGGAUGUGAGAGAUACUACUUCGAACAAAGCCGGAGUGUAUGCUGAUUAUGCUGCAGAGAAAGCGAGAGAAGCGAAGGAUGCUACUAAUAAAGCAGGUGCAUAUGCUGAUAAUGCUGCAGAGAAAGCAAGAGGAGCGAAAGAUGCUACAAAUAAAGCAGGACAGUAUGCUGAUAGUGCUGCAGAGAAUGUAAGGGGAGCCAAAGAUGCUACCGAUAAAGCUGGGCAUUAUGCUGCUACUGCUGCAGAGAGAGCAAAAGGAGCGCAAGAUGUUACAAAUAAAGUAAGUGAGUAUGCUGCUAAUGCUGCAGAGAAGGCAAGAGGAGCUAAAGAUGUUACUAAUAAAGCAGGUGAGUAUGCUGAAUAUGCUGCAGAGAAAGCUAGGGAAGCGAAAGCAUGGGAGGAGAAACAAAACUAUGCUGCAGAGAAAGCCAGGGAAAACGAACAGAAGUAUGCUGCAGAGAAAGCUAGGGAAGCGAAAGCACGGGAGGACAUAAACCAUGCUGCAGAGAAGGCGAGAGAAGCUAAAGAUGCUGCAGCUAAUAAAGCGGGAGAGUAUAGGGAUUAUACAGCGGAGAAGGCUAAAGAAGGGAAAGAUGCUACAGUCGGGAAGCUUGGGGAGUUGAAGGAUUCUGCUGCUGAUGCUGCUAAAAGAGCAAUGGGUUUCUUUACUGGAAAGAAAGAUGAAACUAAGGAAAUACUGCGUGGCAGUGAGGAAGAUGCGAGGAUGAGAAUGGACGAUUUAACGAUUGCAGGAGGAGGGAGGGGCAGAGAGAGAGUGGUGGUGGAGGUGGAUGAGAGUCGUCCGGGAGUGGUGGCGGAUGGGUUGAGGGAAGCGGCGGAAGUGAGGACAGCGGUGACGGGAGUAAGUCAGAGUGGUCAGGGACGUUUGGAGGAAGAAGGCACAGUUCAUGUUGAGCGUCGUCGUGAGAAAAUAUGAUCAUCUAUCAUCAUCAUGUAGAAUGUUGUUGCUACAUAUCGCUACUACUACAUAAUCACUAGUUUUUUCUUUUCUUUUUUUGUAAUAUAGUGUGUUUUGUAAUAAUAAUACUGUGUUGUUUACUGUUUUUAA
Messenger RNA from Lathyrus oleraceus (garden pea), 1505 nucleotides. Its product is annotated as late embryogenesis abundant protein At3g53040. The record is from RefSeq and is a predicted model, not a curated record. Gene Ontology annotation, cellular component: cytosol. Lineage: Eukaryota; Viridiplantae; Streptophyta; Magnoliopsida; Fabales; Fabaceae. The transcript is spliced from 2 exons. Gene Ontology annotation, biological process: cold acclimation. Bases 93 to 1373 code for a protein of 426 amino acids.